Messenger RNA from Hemiscyllium ocellatum (epaulette shark), 3393 nucleotides. Its product is annotated as transmembrane protein 17B-like. Lineage: Eukaryota; Metazoa; Chordata; Chondrichthyes; Orectolobiformes; Hemiscylliidae. The record is from RefSeq and is a predicted model, not a curated record. Gene Ontology annotation, cellular component: ciliary transition zone. Gene Ontology annotation, biological process: non-motile cilium assembly. The transcript has 4 exons. Bases 119 to 850 code for a protein of 243 amino acids.
GCAACAUCGCCAUCUUUGAUACAGGCAGUUCUAUCAACGGUCGUUCAUUCCACCCGUUCACCCUCCCCCCCACGUCCCCGCCCAUCACAGACCCCGGGAGUUGGAGCCGGUCCCGGGGAUGGAGGGCAGCCCCCUCCCGGAGCCGCUCCGCCGAAAACUCAGUCACUUCAGUCAGAGCGUCUUCAGCAGCAACAACAACAACCCGAGCGAGCGGAGACAGGCGGCCUGCCCGAUCGGGCAGGAGAGUGCGACCAGUCUACCUCUACAGAUUUGCCUCUACUUUAACCUCUAUUUCUUCCCAUUCUGGUGGGUGUGUGAAGUCGUCAUGUUGGAGCUGAAGUACCAAGUGCUGAGCACCUACUACCGCAUUGUGCUCUGUGUCCUGCUCAUCCUCAUUUCCCUGGUUGAAGUGAUCCGUCUUUACCUGGGCUACAUCGGCAACCUCAAGGAAAAGGUACCCGAAUUGGCUGGUUUCUGGUUGCUGAGCUUGCUGCUGCAGAUCCCCAUGACGCUGUUCGAUUGCUGUAACCCGCGGUUCAUGGUGCUGCCCCUGGAGUACGGUGUGAAUCUGGUCUUUAUUGCUUUCCUGCUCAUUGAAACCGUGCUCACUUUCAGCAGCCUCCGCCGUAUGGUCCACCAGCUGGAGAUCCGCUUUCACAUUACCCACUUCCACAGCCUGAAGGGUCACAGGGACAGCUUGACCCCACCAUCACCACCAAGCCACAGCUCGGGUAGUGCUCCCAACGUCAGGCACAAUCUCCCCACCUUCCAACCCCAGCAUGGCACAGCCAGCACCCAGAUCCACAGCUUGACUGCUCAUGGUGGCAUUGACUGGGGCACCCCAGCCUGAUGGGCACCAGUACAGCCAUUACGUCAUUCCAGAUCGUGACAUAAGACAUGGGGAUAGAAGGAGGAACACUAUCAGGGUGUGCCCACAUUGGUCAGCAUUACCCCAUGGCCCCGAUUGCCCACCAGUCUCUGGGGAAACAAUGUUCUCUGUAUAGUUCGGUUUGUCGCUGAUGAUGAGUGACAGCUAUCUAUUAAUGAUCCUGCCCUUAUUCAGAGACAUCCUUUUACCAUCUAGUGCCUCCAACUGUUUGAGAACACAGAAGAGCACUAUCAGUUCUGAACUGAUACCAGAACAACAAUGCCAUCGUGACCACAUUGAAUUUAUUUUUCCCAGGCACUGUUGGUUAUGGGCAAGAUAAUUUCUAGGGCAUCAGGACAAAUUCUCCCUCGCCUUUGACUAAAACCUCCAUCCUUCACUGCCUGUUGGUGAUGGAUUUGGGAAGUUUGUGGUCAAAGCUCACUGACAGAGUUUAUUCACUUCAUCAAGAAAUUUCUCUCACAUCCCACUGUCUCACCUCUCUUCCCAUAUCCAUCUCUUCCUCCCUCUUUAAUUCUCCCCUUCUCUUUCUGCCUUCUGAUGCUGUAUUUUCCUCUCUCUGUCUGUCUGUCUCUUCCAUUUUCGUAUUGUCCCCUUCUCUCUCCCCACUCUCUCUCUCUCUCCCCCUCUCGCCUCUCUGUUCCCUCUCUCCCACCCACCUCCCAUUGACAGUAUGUUGGAGGCUGGCCCUCUGGGCACUGUUAGUCACCUACCGGAACCCUUUUGGCCAAUGACCACAGGCAGGUGCUCACGAUGCAAGUAUGAUGCCCACCUUAACUGAGGGGUGUUUGCCGUUCUUUCCAAGAAAGCAAACUGCUUCUUUUCCCAAACAAUGCACUGAGAAAAGGGAUCAUGUGACACCAGAGAAAUUGUUGAUAGUCGUCAAUGGGACCUCUUGACCUCUGUGAUGCUUCCCUUUCGUUUUCAUUCACACACACACACACACACACACACACACACACAGGAAGAGAGGAAGGGAGAAUGGGCAAUUGGAUGAGAGUGUGUGUGAGAGAGAAAGAGAGAGUGAGAAUUUGGGGGGGGGGAAGAGCCUGUGUGUGUGUGUCUGUGUGUGUGUCUGUGUUUAUGUGUGUGUGGGCGUUUGUCUGUAUAUGUGUCUGUGUGUAUCUAUGUGUGUCUGUAUAUUUGCGUGUCCAUGUGAACGUGUAUCUGUGUGUGUCGAGAAUGUCGUGCUGCAAAUGCACAGCCAGUCAGGUAGCAUCUGACGAGCAGGAGAAUAGAUGUUUCGGGCAUAAGCCCUACAUCAGGAAUGUCUGUUGACCGUGUGUGUCUGUGUGUGUGCAUGUACGCCGGGGUUGGGAUUGGGGGUGGGUGGUGGUGCCUCUGUGUGUCUGAGAAAUUGUUGCUGCAUUUGCAUUUAAAUGCAUCCUGAUGCUCCUCAGUAAAUAUUAGGAAAUUUAGUUUUGAACAGAUCCCAAUUUCCAACAGUGCCCACUUUGAGAUGGGAAUAUCCUAACUUAUCCGUAACUGACCUAUAUACUUCAGAAGGGUACAUUUAGGGUGGGACAGUGGUUUUCUCGCACAGUUCAAAAAUGUGCAGGUUAUGUGAAUUGGCCAUGCUAAAUUGCCCGUAGUGUUAGGGGCAGGAGUAAAUAUAGGGGAAUGGGUCUGGGUAGUUGCGGAUCAGUGUGGAAUUGUUGGCCCGAAGGGCCUGUUUCCACACUGUAAGUAAUCUAAUCUAAUUGCAUUCCCUAAUUUCUUGCUUCGAUAGAGUCAAACAACAUGGAAACAGAGCGUUCAGUCCAACCUGUCUGUGCCAACCAGAUAUCCUGAACUGAAGUAGUUUCAAAUGCCUGCCCUCCAAAUCCCUUUAAAUCCUACUUCUCAUGUACCCACCCGGAUGCCUUUUAAAUGCUGUAAUUGUACCAGCCUCCACCACUUCCUCUGGAAGCUAUUACAGCUCCACCCUCACUGUGAACAAGUUGCCCCUUCAGCCUCCCCAUUCACCUUAAACUUAUGCACUCCAGUUCUGGACCCCCCUAUUCUGGGAAAAAGACCCUGCCCAUUCAUCUUAUCGAUACCCUUCAUAGUUUUAUAAACCUCACGUAAUGAAGCCACUGAAACAGUGGCUUCAUUAUCAACCUACAAAACAUAAAGAUAACAUUCCCAAGCUUGGGACCUGAGUAACGUUGUGUACCAGCUCGUACUGAGCACAGUCUCUGAACUUUUGAAUUCCUUCCACAUCUUUGAUCUGCUGGAUUAUUUUAAUCAGACGUAAAAAAAAUCCAAAAUGCUAACUUGUUGAAAGACUUGAAAUGUGCCCUUUGUGUGAUAAAAAUAUUUCAAAAGCUAACGGCAAAAAGGAUCAACUCUCUGCUGGUCUGAGAUGGAGAGAAUACCGAAUCACGAGGUGACUUCAUAUUGUCAUUUUACCAACUGUUUUCGGGAACUGAAACUUUCAGACUGACUUUUACAUUUUUAUUGCUUAAAAAUGGUUUUUAUACUUUAUUUUCACGUCCACUUUUCAAACAAAUAAACUAUUCUGAGCA